Molecule: messenger RNA, 660 nt
Organism: Fonsecaea nubica
Lineage: Eukaryota; Fungi; Ascomycota; Eurotiomycetes; Chaetothyriales; Herpotrichiellaceae
Exons: 5
Coding region: 1-660 (219 amino acids)
Molecular function (GO): oxidoreductase activity
Source: RefSeq, a predicted model, not a curated record
AUGAGCAAAUCCCCGGUAAAGAGCUGUGAUAUCGUCAUGGCCAACGCCGGGGUCAGUGGACUUGACGAUGUCUUUGACCUGGAUGAUCCAUCCGGACCCCCAGUCAAGCCAAAUCUGCGGAUCGUCAAUAUCAACCUCAUCGGAGUCCUUUACACGGUCAAGCUGGCGAUGCACUAUUUCCGCAAAUCGCCGGUCGAUGAGCAUCGUGACCGUUGCUUGAUCCUCCAGGGCAGUACUGCGGCAUACGUCGAUCAACCAGGGACGCCGCAAUACUCUGCAUCGAAAUUUGGAGUCCGAGGCUUGAUGAGAAGUUUGCGUCGAACGAGCUGGAUGCAGGAUGUGCGGGUCAACUUUCUAUGUCCAUGGUUCACCAGAACCCCCAUCAUGAGCGAGGAAGUUAUACAGCGUUUGGAGAAACUCAAUCUGGACUUUGCGACUCUCGACGACGCGGGCAGAGCAGCCCUCCGAAUUGCAAGUGACAAGACGAUGAACGGCCGCGCCAUAGUCAUCCUCCCGCGGAAGUUUGCGCCUGAGGGGUUCAUCGAUGUUGCGCGAGAUGACCUGAAAGCGCCUGACCCCAGGGCAAUCUGGCAGUCAGAGACGUUGAGAGUCAGUCAUCGUGUCGCGGAAGCCGAAGGACACAAGAAAGCAGCUGGUUGA